AUGGCUCGAGACGACGACUAUGUUCUGGGACGAAGCAUUGCAGACUCUAUUCGAUUGGAUGCGCAGCAUCUACUUUGGAAGCUCCAUACGGGUUAUGAACUGCACCCUGCGAUUCCCAUUACUAGCGACAUGAAGAUAGCGGAGGUUGGAACAGGAACAGCUAUCUGGCUAUUUGACAUUGCAAGACAACUUCCACCUACCGUCCGCCUAUUCGGGUUUGAUAUAUCUGAUGGCCAAUUCCCACCAAAAAAGCUGUGGCCACAAAAUUUUUCCCUAGGCAUACUUGAUUCUUUAACGAAACCUCCUGCAUCACUUGCUGGUCAAUUUGAUGUGGUGCAUCUUAGGAUGUGGGCCAGUAACUUACGGGGAAAGGAUACAUCAAUUCUGAUCAGUCACUUCGUGAAUCCUACUGACGUGGUUGAAGAGCCUGGUGGGUUUAUUCAGUGGGAGGAAGCCGACCUGGUACAUCAGCUUGUGGAAGGCCCCAAGGCUCAAGAAUUCGAGCGGCGCAUCAAUGAACUAUUUGGAAAAGCAGGCCUCGACUAUAGCUGGGUAUCUGGCUUAGCUGAAAGCAUUCAGCAAGGCGAUUUUCGCAUCAUUGAAGCAGAGCGAAGCCAAUUCAAACAUGAGUUGGUACACUUAUGCACAAACACUUAUCUGAUGGCCCUUCGGGAAAUACUUCAGGGAAUCAAAGGAAUACUCGGGGACCAAAUCCUCCUUUCAGUUACGGAGUUAGAACUAAACCUCUAUCAUCUUACUUUGGAAAGGGCAAACGGCAUUAUCUAUAAUUGGUCACCAGUAUCUCUAUUGGCACAAAACAAGGAAUGA
This is a messenger RNA of Penicillium subrubescens, 828 nucleotides long. RefSeq lists its product as uncharacterized. The coding region runs from base 1 to 828 and encodes 275 amino acids. The transcript is spliced from 5 exons. Lineage: Eukaryota; Fungi; Ascomycota; Eurotiomycetes; Eurotiales; Aspergillaceae. The record is from RefSeq and is a predicted model, not a curated record.